Molecule: messenger RNA, 654 nt
Organism: Aspergillus luchuensis
Lineage: Eukaryota; Fungi; Ascomycota; Eurotiomycetes; Eurotiales; Aspergillaceae
Exons: 1
Coding region: 1-654 (217 amino acids)
Source: RefSeq, a predicted model, not a curated record
AUGACGGAAAUUCUUGAAAAUGAAAGCCCCCCUACGUUUCAACCACACGAUGGAUCAAGAGCUUUUACAUCUCAACCAUGCAACACGCAAGGCGAUCCGGGAAUCUCGUCUGGAGCAGAUACAGUUCCUUUGGAAGGUAAUUCACCAACCAUUCACAAACAUGAGGCGAAUGCGGAUGUAGUUCUACCGUAUUCUAUUGAGGAGCCAGACGAUGAGCCUGCCGAGGCUGCAGGACAGACCACAGACAAACCGGCGAUACGUUUACUUGUUGGAGACAACUCAGAGAUCUGGCAGGGAGAGCUGGUGGACUCGAUGGAGGGGCUCCAGUGCGACUCAGACCAAAGCGCUAGCCGGACGAGAGGGAAGAAAAGAAAGCCUUCCGCGACAGCAACCGGUUCAUCUCGACCAUUCCGACAAUCAUCUUGCGACUCGAUACCCAAUGCUCAGCGUGAUGAGUCCAAUGAGGGUCCCAAGAGGAGGCGCCGAAAAGGCAGAUGCGCGAGGGACCAUUUGUCCCCGGGGAUGAUCUGGCAACACGAUAGCAGCGAAACCACCUCGUCGGGGGGCUACAGUUCAAGGUCUCCGUCAACAGAUGACAGUGCAACCCAGCCUUCCAGUCACACUGAUGCCGACGCAAUGGACCUAGAUGAAUGA